Messenger RNA from Quercus robur (English oak), 5302 nucleotides. RefSeq names its product TMV resistance protein N-like. The record is from RefSeq and is a predicted model, not a curated record. The coding region runs from base 581 to 3937 and encodes 1118 amino acids. The transcript is spliced from 9 exons. Gene Ontology annotation, molecular function: ADP binding; protein binding; ATP hydrolysis activity. Gene Ontology annotation, biological process: defense response; signal transduction. Lineage: Eukaryota; Viridiplantae; Streptophyta; Magnoliopsida; Fagales; Fagaceae.
UUCGUGUCUCAAAAAAAAUAUCUGUUUUUUUCGUUCUCUCUCUAGUCUCUCACGCAUACUUUUCUCAUCAGAUCUAUUUCUCUCUUUCCCUCACAGAUUAGUUUAUCUCUCGCAAGUUGCUUCUCCCCAAUCAAACGUUGCACCGGCUGGUCUGGCCACCUUGUGCUUGAGCUACACUGCCGUUACCGUGCCUCCUUCUAUUUUUCUUUCUUUCUCUUUCUCUCUCUCUCUCUUUUUUUUUUUUUUUUUCAAGUUGCAGAGUAAUUUCAUUCCAUGCCGAGAUGCAUGUUUCGGCCGGAAUGACCGAAAUUCGCCGGAAAGGCCGGUACAAACCGGAAUAGUCCGGUAUUUAAAACGAAACGGUAUUGACUUCCUUUUUUUAGGUCAUGUUCCCACUUAAGCACCUAUAAAUGCUUCUCCCACGUCGCCAGGAAUUUAAUACCGCGAAUGAUUCUGAAACCUUGAUACAGAAAGUGGAAUUCUCAUAAAGCUUUGCUCAAGUUCCACUCUCUUUUUUUCCUUUUCGAUUCUCUUUUAGUACUCCCUUUUCCAUAAACAAGCCGUAGGUUGUAAGUUUCCCAUGGCUUCCAUGAGCACUCAAAAAGCCUGUACAUCCUCAUCAUUGUCAUCUUCUUCUUCUACACAUCGGUGGAAAUAUGAUGUUUUUCUUAGUUUCUAUGGCUUGGACACCCGUAAAAAUUUUACGGACCAUCUAUAUGCUACUUUGAAACAAAAAGGCAUUAACGCCUAUAGAGAUAAUGAAAAUCUCGAGGAAGGAGAACCCAUUGCUUCUGGGCUCAUGAAAGCAAUAGAAGAAUCUCAAUAUGCAAUUAUUAUUCUCUCCAAAAACUAUGCUUUUUCAAAGUGGUGUUUAAGAGAACUUGUCAAGAUUCUUGAAUGCAGGAAACAGAAGGAGAUGAUAGUUCGGCCCAUUUUCUACCAUGUAAAGCCCUCUGAUGUUGGGAAUCAGAGGGAAACUUUUGGGGAAGCAUUUCUCAAGCAUGAAAAAGAUCCCAAGGUUAGCAGGGAACAGAUGCGAGAGUGGAGAACUGCACUGGAAGAAGUGAGCAAGAUCCGCGGGAGGCAUUUAUUGGAUAGUCACGAAUCAGAAGAUAUUCAGGAAAUCACAAAAAGCAUAUUUGAUAAAUUGAAUUGUGAAUUAUUAGAUGAUUCUGAGCACCUUGUUGGAAUAAACUCACGUGUGAAGGAAAUGAUGAACUUAUUUAGCACAAUGUCAGAGGAUGUGCACUUCAUAGGGAUUUGUGGGAUGUCUGGGAUUGGUAAAACCACUCUAGCAUAUGUCAUUUAUAAUAGAUUUUGUCAUCAAUUUGAAGCUAGUAGCUUUAUUUGUGACGUUAGAGAAAUAGUUGAAAAAGAUAAACAGGGUCUAGUUAAUUUACAAAAACAGCUUCUUUAUGAGACAUUGAAGGAAAAAGUAGACAUUUGGAACCAUCUUAAGGGGAUCAAAGUCAUAAAGAAGAGACUACGCUAUAAGAAGGUUCUUAUUGUUCUUGAUGAUGUUAACAAAGAUGAACAACUAAAGGCAUUAGCAGGGAACCCUGGUUGGUUUGGUCCAGGAAGUAGGAUCAUUAUCACAAGUAAAGAUAAGCACUUGCUAAAAAGGCAUCACUUGGGUACUACUAUACAUAAGGUUAAUGGAUUAGAUAAUGAUGAAGCCCUGGAGCUCUUUAGUUGGACUGUGUUUAAGCAACCCUAUCCUAAAAAUGAGUUUGAGAAUUUGUCCAAUGGUUUUGUGAAGUAUGCUAAAGGGCUUCCUAUAGCUCUUAAAGUUCUGGGUUCCUCCUUGAUUGAUAGACCAAGGAAGUUAUGGGAAGAUUACCUACAUCAAUUAAAAGAAAUCCCUGAAGGAGCAAUUCUUGAUAAACUUGAAAUAAGUUAUAGGGGAUUGAAAGACAUAGAGCAAAAUCUAUUUUUGGAUAUUGCAUGUUUCUUCAAAGGGGAGGACAAAAAUCGAGUGGAACAUAUAGAAGGUUUUGGUAGCUACAAGGAUAUGGAAACUCUCAAGGACAGAUUUCUCAUUACCAUUUUAGGGGGAAAAUUACGGAUGCAUGAUUUAAUACAAGAGAUGGGUUGGAGAAUUGUUAGUCGUGAAUCACCUCUAGAGCCUGGAUUACGCAGUAGGUUGUGGCUUUAUAAGGAUGUAUUUCAUGUACUAAAAUAUAACACUGGAACAGAUGAUGUAGAAGGCAUGGUUCUGAAUUCGCCUCCACAUAAAGAAAACUUGAAUGCUGAAGCCUUCUCAAAUAUGAAAAAUCUAAGGUUGCUUAAAAUUUCAAAUGUGCACCUUCCUACCGGCCUCAAUUUUCUUUCUAAUAAGUUAAGAAUGAUGGAAUGGCGUGAUUAUCCUUUGAAAUUCCUGCCAAUGAGCUUUCAACCGGACAAUCUUGUUGAACUCAUCAUGCCUUGCAGUCACAUUGAGCAAUUACCAGUGGGAUUUAGUAAAUUGGCCAAGUUAAGACUCCUGGAUCUUAGCGACUCUAAAGUCUUAGUCAAGACUCCUAACUUCAUCGGAUGCCCAAAUCUGGAGAGGCUGAUUUUUCAAGGAUGUACAAGUUUGUAUGAGCUUCACCCAUCUGUCGGAGCUCUCAAUAAGCUUACUUUGUUAAAUCUGAAAGAUUGCAGAAGUCUUACUGGCCUCCCUUGCGAAAUAAACUUGAAAUCUCUUAAAAUUUUUAUUCUAUCUGGCUGUUCAAGUCUCAAGAACUUUUCGGAGAUUGGAACAAAUAUGACAAGCUUGUCAGAGGUGUAUUUAGAUGGGACUGCUGUGGAAGAAUUGCCAUCAUCACUCGAGCGUUUGACUGGCUUGACGGUCUUGAGUCUUCAAGGUUGCAAAAACCUUUCAAGUUUCCCAAGUGUCAAUUUGCCGUCUCUGAAAACUCUCAAUCUAUCGGGGUUUAAGGUUCAACCACCUAAGUCCUGGCUUUCGCAUGGAUUCUCCCUUGUCCGUGCUGCACAUGUUUUUUUCCAAGGUUUCUUCCCUAUCCGAGAGGCCAUCAACCUGUUGUUGCCUAGGUUAAGAUUUAUUGCAUCUCUAAAUCUAGCUGACCGCAAUUUAUGGGACGGAGGACUCCCCGAUGAUCUUAGUGGCUUAUCCUCGUUGCAGGAACUGGAUUUGAGCAAAAACAACUUUACACGCCUGCCUGAUAGUAUUUCUCAGCUUUCUAAGCUUAAUUCUCUUGCGUUGAAUGAUUGUAGCAGGCUUCAAUCAUUGCCAGACCUUCCGUUAAGUGUAGGAUAUGUAAGGGCAAGAAGAUGUCCUUUAUUGGAAAAGUAUUCAAAUCAGGAUGUUGCAUGGACUUCGGGUGAGACAGGGUUCACUAUGGUUGUUUGUGACAACAAGGAGGAUGACCAAAUUGCACUCAUCCGCAUCCCGAUCUUACCAUACGAUGACUUCGAUCCAUCCUUAGAAAGAUUUGUUGAGGGUGAAAUUCAGCAAAAUAAGUGCUUCUGCGACUUUUCAAAUUCAACUGAAACUCCAGAGUGGUUCAGCCAUCAGAGCCCUGGGUCAUCUGUAACAAUUCCGCUACCUUCUGAUCUGCGUGAUGAUAGUAGUUGGAUAGGGAUUGCUUUGUUUACUAGUGUUGUAAUCCUUGAAAAUUUGAACAAUGUUUCUUCUGCUCAGGAUGAUGAAGUUUCUAUUGACUUUAUUUGUAGAUCAGACAUAAUUGAAGUUUCACGAAUAAAUUGUCUCUUAAACGUCACUGGAUAUCUACCUGUACCCCUUUUCCAUGCUAGUUCAUUUGGAUUGAAGAUACUUAUUCCAGCCGGGAUACUUAAAGACCAUUUAAAGGAUUGCAGUUGCAUUAGGGCUUUUAUUAGGAGCAAGUGCACUUAUUUCGAGAUCAAAACUUGUGGUGCGCGUGUACUGUACGAGCAAGAUCUGGUAAAGGUUAUACGAGCUAGUGGCAAGAUGUAGCAAAUAUCUAGAUGGUGUCAGGAAGAAGUUCAGCAAAAUAAAUGCUUUUUAGAGUUAUCAAAUUCAACUGAAAUUCCAGAGUGGUUCAGCCAUCAGAACCUUGGGUCAUCUAUAAGAAUGCCACUACCUUUGGAUCUGCAUGAUAAUAGUAGUUGGCUAGGGAUUGCUCUGUUUGCUGUCUUUGUAGUCCAUAAAAAUUUGAACAGUCAGGAUUAUAAAAUUUUUAUCGAAUUUAAUUGUAAACCAGACAUGGUUGAAGGUCCUGUAGAUAGAUGUACCUUGGGCCUUGACAUCUCUGAAUUCGUACCUGAACCCCUUCGCCAUGAUGGUUCAUUUAGUUUUAAGUUAUUUGUUCAAGCUUGGCUACUUAGAGACCUUCUAAAGGAAUGCAGUUGGAUUAGCACUUUGAUUACGAGUGACAGCCCUUAUAUCAAGAUCAAGAUGUGUGGUGCCGGUGUAGUUUACAAGCAAGAUCUGGAAAAGUUUGUACAAGCUGAAGGCAAGAUCAAUCAAAGAUCCAAAUGCCAGAUGGAUAAGGUGGAAUCUAGUCAGUCCAACGACCGGCUUAAAGGAAAGCUAAUGUCAUUGCUUUUAAGAGUGUAUCAGGGAGACUUGGCUCGAAACCAUAAAUAUGAUUAUGUCUUUCCUCAUACGACAGUCCCAGACUGGUUCAGUAAUCGAAAUUUUUGUUCCGACAUAAGAAUUAGACUCCCCCCCAAUUUGCAGUGUGAUGGGAGAUGGAUGGGAAUCGCUGUGUGUGCUUAUUAUACUGUCCACAAGCAACCAGCAAUUUCUGGUGACAAUAAGAAUUUAACAAGUUUUCUCAACUUUUAUAAUCCUUUAAUUAGCCAUCGAGUUCACCUCACUCGUCACAAGGUCAUUCAGGAAUCUAAAGACAUUUUUGUUGAGUCAUCCCAUCGAAUUUUGGUAUUUUAUAUACCCCACGUGUUACUUCGGCUGAAAGAGUGCCAACAUAUCGGGGCUUCAUUUGAGCACAAUAAACCAGAUGUGCAGGUUAAAGAGUGUGGACUCCGCCUUGUAUACGAGCAAGAUGUUGAAAAGUUUGUGCAAACAUUAGCCCAGUGCAUGUUAGAAAGUCCAGAUGCCUAUCAUGAGUGUUUUUAUCAAAAUUUGUUACAUCAAGUUGAGGAAAGAGUGGCAAGCAAAGAUUUUGGUUUCUCUUCCUCACUGCAAAGGAUGCCUCAACCCAUGCCCAUCCUUCAACCAAGUAUUGAAAAUAUAGCAGAGGGCUGUACCUCUUCGGAAACAAGUCCGAGCUCUUUUAUUGGUUUUCUCGCAACAGCUAGGAAAGAGCAAUGUGCAAGUAUUAUGUCAAGUGAAUCUUUGAUCAAAGCACGUUUAGAG